Nerophis lumbriciformis (worm pipefish) is the source of this 633-nucleotide messenger RNA. The record is from RefSeq and is a predicted model, not a curated record. NCBI's taxonomy places the organism in Eukaryota, Metazoa, Chordata, Actinopteri, Syngnathiformes, Syngnathidae.
AUGGAUGACGAAGAAGAAACCUACAGACUAUGGAAAAUUCGCAAGACCAUCAUGCAGCUGUGUCAUGACAGAGGCUACCUGGUGACCCAGGACGAAUUGGAUCAGACUCUAGACGACUUCAAGAGUCAGUUCGGAGACAAACCUAGUGAAAGUCGACCCAGACGCACGGAUCUUACAGUGUUGGUGGCACACAAUGAUGACCCCACUGACCAGAUGUUUGUUUUCUUCCCUGAGGAGACCAAGGUGGGCAUCAAGACCAUCAAAAUGUACUGUCAGCGGAUGCAGGAAGAGAACAUCACAAGAGCAAUCAUUGUGGUCCAGAUGGGCAUGACGCCCUCAGCAAAACAGUCUUUAGUGGACAUGGCGCCCAAAUACAUCUUGGAGCAGUUUCUUCAGCAGGAGCUGCUCAUCAACAUAACAGAACACGAGCUUGUGCCAGAACACAUUGUUAUGACAAAAGAGGAAGUGACAGAGCUUCUGGCCAGAUAUAAACUGAAGGAGAGUCAGCUUCCAAGGAUCCAGGCCGGAGACCCCGUGGCUCGUUAUUUUGGCUUAAAGAGAGGACAGGUGGUCAAGAUCAUCAGACCGAGUGAGACAGCUGGACGAUAUAUCACCUACAGACUAGUGCAGUGA